This is a messenger RNA of Phlebotomus argentipes, 2729 nucleotides long. It is a transcript of the gene Usp5, whose product is annotated as ubiquitin carboxyl-terminal hydrolase 5. Gene Ontology annotation, molecular function: cysteine-type deubiquitinase activity; zinc ion binding; protein binding. The record is from RefSeq and is a predicted model, not a curated record. Lineage: Eukaryota; Metazoa; Arthropoda; Insecta; Diptera; Psychodidae. The coding region runs from base 186 to 2654 and encodes 822 amino acids. The transcript is spliced from 3 exons. Gene Ontology annotation, biological process: protein deubiquitination.
AUCAUUGGCUGCUUCCGAUGACAUGUCUUCGCACUUGUCCACAGACAUUUCCCAACAGCUCAGUGUUUUUAUUGGUGUGUCGACAGUAAGUUUGAUGGGUCGAACCAAACACGAAUCAUCAAUUCACACAAUCAUCCGUUUUUAUUGUGAUUUUGGAAGCAUUUCACGUGCGUGCGUGGCUAAAGAUGGAUGAUUUGCAGAACUACUUGGCCAGGAUCCGCGUGCCUAGCAGCUACGACAAUAUUUUCAAGGAUGAGUGCGUCUAUUCCUUUGACACCCCGGAGAGCGAGACGGGUCUAUAUGUGUGCCUCAACACGUUUCUGGGCUUCGGGAAGGACUACGUGAUGGGCUACUAUGAGAAGACGAAGAAUGCCGUCUUCCUGCACAUCCGGCGCCUGAAGACUGAGAUUCCGCCCGAGAGUGGCGGCGUCGAGGGCCCGGAGAAGAAGAUCACACGCCUGGCCAUUGGGAUUGAGGGCGGAUUCGAUCCCAGCGCCGGCAAGAAGUACAAUUACGAGGAUGUGUACAAUGUGGUGUUGCUGCCGAGCUUCCAGACGGUCGCGUACAGCAGUAAACUGCCGCAGCCCGUGGUGAACUCCGUGGCGGCCAUCCUGGCGGCGGACUCAGCCAUGAAGAAGGCGGAGAAGAGCUCUCUCACCGGCACAUGGGACGGCGAGGUGCGUCACGUGUCGGCGUGCGCCAAGAACCUCCUGCAGCUGGACAAUGGGCGGAAGAUUCCGCCCAGCGGCUGGAAGUGCGACAAGUGCGAUCUCACCACGAACCUCUGGCUCAAUCUCACGGACGGCGCGGUGCUGUGCGGCCGGCGCUUCUUCGACGGAUCGGGCGGGAAUGACCACGCAGUGCUGCACUACAAGGACACCGGCUAUCCGCUGGCCGUGAAGCUGGGCACCAUCACGUCCGAGGGCAAGGGCGACGUGUACAGCUACGAGGAGGACGACAUGGUGGAGGAUCCGUAUCUGGUGCAGCACCUGGCGCACUUCGGCAUCAAGAUUGCGCAGAUGGAGAAGACGGAGAAGUCGAUGGUGGAGCUGGAAUUGGAUCUGAACAAGCGCGUGGGCGAGUGGAGUCUCAUGUGCGAGAGUGGGAGCAAUUUGACACCCAUGUCGGGGCCGGGAUGCACGGGAAUGCAGAAUCUGGGCAAUUCCUGUUACCUCAACAGCGUCAUGCAGGUGAUUUUCACCAUUCCGGACUUCGUGGAGCGCUUCGUGACGAAUGCCGAGGGGAUUUUCGGCAAGUAUCCCAGCGAUCCGGCCGCUGACUUCAACAUUCAGAUGGCGAAGCUGGGCGUCGGACUGCUCAGCGGGAAGUACAGCGUCCCAGUUGAUGAUGGUGGCAAAACUGAGCCUGUCGGCAUUUCGCCGACGAUGUUCAAGACACUCAUCGGGAAGGAUCAUCCGGAGUUCUCGACGAAACUCCAGCAGGACGCGCAUGAGUUCUAUCUGCAUCUGGUGGCGACGCUGGAGAAGAACAGCCGCGGACAGGUGAAUCCGGCGGAGGCGCUGAAGUACUCUGUGGAGGAGCGCGUAAUGUGCUUAGCCAGUGGCAAGGUGCGCUACAGCACCCGGAACGAGUGGAGUCUUCCGCUGCAGAUUCCACUCCACCUGGCCACGAACAUCCCGGAGAUCCGGGCGUACGAGGAGAAGCUGUUUGAGGCGAAGAAGAGGGGCGAGAAAUUGGAUCCCAACGAGGCUGUUCGCCCGAAGAUAUCCUUCGUUUCGUGCCUGAAUGCCUUCACCAGUGAAGAGAUCAUCGAUCAGUUCUACAGCACGGCCAUCAAGGACAAGACGACAGCCAAGAAGAUCACCCGCCUCGCCACGAUGCCCGACUUCCUCAUGAUUCACUUCAAGAAGUUCACACUCAACGACGACUGGUCGUCACAGAAGCUUGACGUGUCCAUUGACGUGCCCGAUGAGUUGGACUUGAGCGCGCUGAGGGCGGAACCGCGUCGCGCGGGCGAAGAGCUGUUGCCAGAGAUUGCUGGCCAGCCGCCGCCGCUGCCGCCGAUGGAUGCACAGGUGCUGGAUCAGCUGGUGCAGAUGGGAUUCCCGCCGGAGGCGUGCAAGAAGGCGAUCUUCUUCACGAAGAACACGGGCGUGGAGAAUGCCACGCAGUGGAUCAUGGAGCACAUCACAGACACUGACUUCAGUGAUCCUUUCGUGCCGCCGGGAACGGAUGUCUCCAGAGCUGGUGAGGAAUUGCACGCUUCGCAGUUGUUUUCGGGUGUUUCACAGAUACUUUUCUGUCGUUUUGCAGCUUUCGUGCCCGACGCCAAUGGACUGCAGAUGCUGAUGGGCAUGGGAUUCACGGAGCGACAGGCCUCGAAGGCCCUCAAGGAGACUGGCAACAACAUUGAGAGGGCGGCCGACUGGAUAUUCUCGCACCAGAGCGAGUUGGAUGCGAUGGAGACGACCGAGGAAGCUGAAGUUCCGCGGGAUGUUCCGAUCAGGGAUGGUGGAAGCAAUUACAAGCUGGUGGCUUUCAUCUCGCACAUGGGAACGUCCGCCCAGAUGGGACACUACAUUUGCCACAUCCUGAAGGACGGCCAGUGGUUGAUAUUCAACGACAACAAAGUGGCCAUUUCGCAGAAUCCGCCCAAGGAUCUGGGCUAUCUCUACCUCUACAGGCGCGUCUAAUCAGCUUGCAUUUUCCCACAAUGAUCAAAUUAUUACUUCUUCAAUUGAAUUAUAAUUAAUCCUUGAACGAAAAAA